UGGGGCGGAGGCCCAGGAAGUGAAGGCCCUGGUAGCGGAGUCGGCGAAGUCGGCGACGCCAGUUGCGGUCUUGCGUUCCCGGAUCGUGGGCGAUGGAGAACGGAGCGGUCUACAGAUCCACCACCGAGGCGCACCCGGGCCCCUCCAGAGGCGCCCGGAGCGGCCUCGUCUCCUACUUCACCCUGCGCCGGCUCAAGCGGACCCGGCUAAUCCUCAAACUCCUUCAGCUGGUGCUGUCUCUGUUGGCCUUUAUCUGUGAGGAAGUUGUGUCACAAUGUACUUUGUGUGGAGGCCUUUACUUUUUCGAAUUUGUAAGCUGCAGUGCCUUUCUGCUGAGUCUCCUUAUGCUGAUUGUGUACUGCACUCCAGUUUAUGACAAAGUUGAUCCCGCAAAAGUCGAGUCAUCGGAUUUUUAUAUUACUGUGGGAACAGGAUUGGUGUUUUUGGUGGCAUCCAUCUUUUUCUCUUUGACACAUGACAGUACCACGGCUGAACUUGCUGCAAUUGUGUUUGGAUUUCUAGCAAGUUUUGUGUUCCUGUCUGACUUUUUCAUUAUGGUCUAUGAAAAACGUAAGGAGCCCCGGCCAAGAAAACCUGAGGCUACUGUUAAUGAACCACUUAAUGCUUAGAGACUCUAGGGAACAGGUGUUACGUCGCCACCGCGUGGUGCCUGAGCCCUGGCAGAAGCUCUUGUAGAGUCUGUCAUGAUUAAACCACUUCCUUGGGAGCGCA
Balaenoptera acutorostrata (minke whale) is the source of this 732-nucleotide messenger RNA. RefSeq names its product CKLF like MARVEL transmembrane domain containing 6 (gene CMTM6). The transcript has 4 exons. Gene Ontology annotation, cellular component: membrane. The record is from RefSeq and is a predicted model, not a curated record. NCBI's taxonomy places the organism in Eukaryota, Metazoa, Chordata, Mammalia, Artiodactyla, Balaenopteridae. Bases 93 to 629 code for a protein of 178 amino acids.